UGAAUCCUAUUUUCUUCUACUUUUAUUUUUGCAGCUGGAUGCUUGUAAAUACCUUGUUUACUGAAAAAAAAUAAAAUAAAAUAAUUCUGUUUGGCGAGUGUUUUCUGCGGAGAUUUGUAUCUUUUAUUUGAUGCAAGGAGAUGUUUUAAACUGGGCAUAUUUACGAGUAUUUUACAUUUUCUAGAUGGUAUACAAAGAUUAUACAUAUAUUAUACAUCUGCUGGCUAUUUUUAGUUUAAUCAGUUGGGCGGACGGCUAUUUAGGUUAAUUUUUCUGAAAGCAGUCAUUUUAGGUGAAUCUUGCCGAGGCCGGACUUGAAAAUGGUUUCUGAAUUGAUAAAUGCCAACCCCAUUGUGUAUGAGAAGAAGGAGCGUCAACCUAGGAUUGCUCCUCCAAGUGUGGAUGAAAAUGCAGCUGAAAUUAUCGACCAGCUAGAAAUUUUUGACUAUCUUAGAGAUAUAAAAGAUCCAGAACAUCCCUAUUCUCUGGAAGAUCUAAAAGUUUUAACAGAAGAUAGCAUUGAGGUAGAUGACGAGCAAAGCUAUAUAAGGGUCACAUUCACGCCUACUGUGGAACAUUGCAGCAUGGCGACCCUUAUUGGAUUAUGCUUGCGUGUGAAACUUAUGCGGUGUUUACCUUCACGUUAUAAGAAGUCAGCAAUUCCCAAAAUCAGCGAGUACUGGAGAAGACAUUCAUACCUGUUAAGGUGGAUCAAGCAUUACGUCACAUGCUGCUAUCUCACUCUCUUUCUUUGUGUUUCCUUAGAACUGUCGAUGACUUUAACCUCAAAGUUGUUUCCUUCGACUUUGAAAUUUUUUUCUUCUUUUUGUGCUUUAAAUACUUUUGAGGUGAUCCUGUAUGAUAUGGAUAACCUAUAUCAGACGUGAAACCCGCCUCUCGAUGUUGUUUCAACAUUCUAGCUGCAUUUUUAAACUACAAGAUUCAAUGACUUCUAUUGGAAAUCAUUUACUUUGUUGGGAUAUUAUGCACUU
Molecule: messenger RNA, 992 nt
Organism: Capsicum annuum
Lineage: Eukaryota; Viridiplantae; Streptophyta; Magnoliopsida; Solanales; Solanaceae
Product: protein AE7
Exons: 5
Coding region: 321-887 (188 amino acids)
Biological process (GO): iron-sulfur cluster assembly
Source: RefSeq, a predicted model, not a curated record